This is a messenger RNA of Myripristis murdjan (pinecone soldierfish), 2389 nucleotides long. It is a transcript of the gene cpxm2, whose product is annotated as carboxypeptidase X (M14 family), member 2. The record is from RefSeq and is a predicted model, not a curated record. Lineage: Eukaryota; Metazoa; Chordata; Actinopteri; Holocentriformes; Holocentridae. The coding region runs from base 38 to 2314 and encodes 758 amino acids. Gene Ontology annotation, biological process: proteolysis. The transcript is spliced from 14 exons. Gene Ontology annotation, molecular function: metallocarboxypeptidase activity; zinc ion binding.
GCUCCUCUGGAGACGGCAUCGGGACCCUCAGCUGGAGAUGAUCCCCAGGGUCAUGAGAAGACAGCGCCUCAGCCUCCUCACCUUCCUGGCUCUGCUGGGACUGCUCGUGGGACUUGCAGACCUCAGCCACGGCCACGCUGCCGAGGAUGAGGAUUACUACAUGCAGGAGCUUCUGACCAGAGAACAGUACAACCAGGUCCAAGGAGCAGAGCAGCCUGUGGCCUCGAUACCUGACAGGCAGGAGCGCCCCGGCCAAACUCCCGCCAAGAAAGCGCCAAAGGGAAAGGCAGACACCGGCAGGCAGACAGAUAAAGACACCACUGAGGCAAAAUCAGUGAAACCGGCCAACAAAAAGACUGAGAAGAACAAGAAGAACGCCUUGAAAAGCCCAAACAGCGUCUCAGAAGGAGAGGGCCAGUACAGCUCAAUAAAGGAGGAAUGCCCCCCAAUGGGACUGGAGACACUGAAGAUUGACGAUUUCCAACUUCACGCCUCAACUAUGAAACGCUACGGCCUCGGAGCACACAGAGGUCGUCUCAAUAUCCAGGCUGGCCUUUACGAGGAUGACCUUUACGACGGGGGCUGGUGCGCCGGGCGAGACGACCCGCUGCAGUGGUUUGAGGUUGACGCCAGGAGGCUGACCAAGUUUACAGGGGUCAUCACACAAGGCAGGAGCUCCCUCUGGUCGAGUGAUUGGGUGACCUCGUACAAAGUCAUGGUGAGCAACGACAGUCACACAUGGAUAACACUGAAGAAUGGGUCGCAGGACUUGAUCUUCAUUGGCAAUAGGGAAAAGGAGAUCCCAGUUCGGAAUAUAUUCCCUGCACCGGUGGUCGCCAGAUACAUCCGAGUCAACCCUCGCUCUUGGUUCAGCAGUGGCAAUAUCUGCAUGAGGGUGGAGAUCCUUGGCUGUCCUAUGCCAGAUCCCAAUAACUAUUACCACAGACGGAACGAAGUCACAACCACAGAUGACUUGGACUUCAGGCAUCACAGCUACAAAGAAAUGCGGCAGCUCAUGAAGGUGGUUAAUGAAAUGUGCCCGAACAUCACCAGGAUCUACAAUAUAGGCAAGAGCCACGGCGGCCUCAAGCUGUAUGCCAUAGAGAUCUCUGACAACCCAGGAGAGCAUGAAGUUGGUGAACCGGAGUUUCGCUACACCGCUGGUUCCCAUGGUAACGAGGUGCUGGGUCGCGAGCUGCUGCUGCUGCUGAUGCAGUUCAUGUGCCUGGAGUAUCUGUCUGGCAACCCGCGCAUACGUCACCUGGUGGAGGAGACCAGGAUCCACCUGUUGCCAUCUGUCAACCCUGAUGGGUACGAGAAAGCCUUUGAAGUGGGGUCAGAGCUCAGUGGCUGGUCUCUGGGCCGCUGGAGCCAAGACGGAAUAGACAUUCACCACAAUUUCCCUGAUCUCAACUCCGUACUGUGGGAGGGUGAGGCCAAGAAGUGGAUCCCUCGCAAAAUGUUCAACCACCACGUGGCCAUUCCAGAGUGGUACCAGUCCAAAAACGCCACAGUUGCCGUGGAGACACGCUCCCUGAUAGCCUGGAUGGAGAAGAUGCCUUUCGUGUUGGGUGGCAACCUCCAGGGAGGGGAGCUGGUGGUGACCUUCCCAUACGACAGAACUCGGUCUCAGGGGGUGACCAGGGAGCAGACCCCCACCCCCGAUGACCACGUCUUCCGCUGGCUGGCCUUCUCCUACGCUUCCACCCACCGCCUGAUGACUGAUGCCAACCGACGCGUCUGCCACACCGAGGACUUUGCCAAAGAGGAUGGCACCAUCAACGGGGCGUCGUGGCACACUGCGGCUGGCAGUAUGAAUGAUUUCAGCUAUUUGCACACCAACUGCUUUGAGUUGUCGAUGUAUGUGGGUUGUGACAAAUUCCCUCAUGAGAGCGAGUUGCCAGAGGAGUGGGAGAACAAUCGCGAGUCUCUGCUUGUCUUCAUGGAGCAGGUGCAUCGUGGGAUCAAAGGUGUCGUGAGGGAUCUGCAGGGGCGGGGAAUAGCCAACGCCAUCAUUUCUGUGGAGGGCAUCAGCCAUGACAUACGCACAGCUUUGGAUGGAGACUACUGGCGCUUGCUCAAUCCAGGAGAGUACAGAGUGACAGCCAGGGCCGAGGGCUACAGCCUCUCCAGUAAGAAGUGCGAGGUGGGCUACGAGAUGGGCGCCACCAGGUGUGACUUCACCAUCGGCCGCACAAACCUUUCACGCAUCAAAGAAAUCAUGGAAAAAUUCAACAAGCAGCCCAUCAGAUUGCCUGUCAGGCAGCUGCAGGCCCGCAGGCCCAGAGAACGGUAUCUGGGAGCGUUGGGAUGAGGGAUCCAGAGGAAGAAGAAGAGUCAAAGGAAUACUCCAAAGUUUUGGGCAAAAUACUCUUUUUCCCUUUCACCG